Molecule: messenger RNA, 2469 nt
Organism: Amphimedon queenslandica
Lineage: Eukaryota; Metazoa; Porifera; Demospongiae; Haplosclerida; Niphatidae
Exons: 3
Coding region: 250-2172 (640 amino acids)
Source: RefSeq, a predicted model, not a curated record
UCCUUAUUAACAACAGAAGCAAUCAAAAGAGUCACUCACUUCUCUCCGAACUUGCAGCGAGCAGAGCUACGGCCAGUAGUGACUGCCCGAGUGAACUCUCCACUCUCCUAAGCUUAUAUCCUGCAGAGACUUGCUGGGAAAUAUCUCUCUCUCCUUUAAAAAAGCAAUCCUUGAUCUUAUCUCCAUUCGUCCCCACGUUUCAAUGAGUAGAAAAGUUUGAGGAGCAUCACCUCCACUGAAGAGACUAAAAUGACAACUGCAGUCACCCACACUAGUGCUAAUACCCAUUCUGUCAGUACACCAACAACAAGACCCGCAGCAAUGGCUGACUCUGGCCUCCUCCGAAGUCACGAGUGUCGUUCUCGUGAUAUCAAGCGUCGGAUCGAAGUCAUACAAAAGAAAAUGGCUGACCUUGAGGAGCUCGGCGUCCCAUGUGGGUUUUGCUAUGCGUCCAUUCGUAACAGUGGAACCCUGUUCACUAUGGGUCAUCCCGCAAUCACUCAACCUAUAGAGAAAUCACGUCACGUCAUAUUGAACCAUUUAUCAAACUGGUCAGAGAAAGGGGAGGAGGCUGGAACACUGAGCGAGAGGAGAAAGAAGGUCCACGUCUUGUUGCCGCCUCUCAUGCGACCCCUCGGGGAGCUCUCAAUAUCUGAGCUAAGGGGUCUGAUAAUUGGUAUCGUCAAAGAUCUGGGUCUGAAAUGGAGCGAUCCUAGACCCUCGUUUUGGCCCGAGGAAAUCCCCUUUCAAUAUCCUAGGAGUACACCUGAUGGCUAUCAAGGUUGUUGGUCAGAUGGUCUAAGACAAGUACUACAGUCCAUAUAUUCUUAUUUCAACUACGACAUAGCCUCUCAAGUCCCCAGCAGGACUCGCUCUACUGUCCUCUCCUCCUCUUCCUCCUCUCAUUCCUCCAUAUCUUCACCGCUCUUGCCUCUUACGACCUUCCCCGUGUUCAAUGGGUUGCCAACAACCACUCUCACGCCUGUAGCACAGGACGACGACGAAGAGGAAGACGUUGACGUUGGUACUUUGGAGAACGUUGGUCCACAAGCCAACACUCACUCGGUAGAACCCAAAUACGAGGAAGAGCUAACGUCCGAUCAAGAUGAAGGGGAAGAGGAAGGGGUGGAGCUUGAACGCCCACUCACUCACGCCGUCAGUUAUUUUGGGUACGAGUUAGCACGGAGUGAGUCAAGCCACACUUCUUCUCCUCUGGCUAGUUCUACUCAAGACAGUGAAGAGGUCGGUAGGGAGACACCACUUCCACUGCUACCGAUCACCACAGACACUAAAGGACUCUCAUUGCUACAGCCACAGUUGCUGUACUGUGCUCCUGGUGGGAUAUAUCCACAGCUUUAUCCUGCUCUGCAUUUAUCCGGAACUACUCCUUUACUUCUACCACCAAGUUUGCUGAUGAAGCAGCUUUACUCUACGCCCACUCAAUUAACGAGUAUUCAGUCCCCACCUGCUGAUUCUAGCAGUUCUGAAGGUCAUAGCGAGCAUGUGUUCUCACAGAUGCUGUCAAAUGGUAGCUCACUCUCACCCUCACAAGUCUCACCUUCUCAAUUAUCACCUUCACACCUUUCGCCAAGCAACAGGAAAAUGGCUACGAGCGCUAGGAGAGAUAAUGAGCCACACCCUCUCCCAGCCCCUCCUCCCCCUCCUCCUCCUUCUGAGAGCAAGAACCGCAAGUCAAAGAACGGGAUUUAUAUUUAUACUAAUCCAACGGCUCCGCUUCGAUUCAUGUCACUCAACAAUCGAAAAAGAUCUUCCUCAGGGAAAGUCCCUCGGACAACUACCCCCAACCGCGGACCGGCCACUCGCCCAAUGACCACGCCUACGCACGUCUUGACCACCCCAACUCAAGAGAUGACGGCUGGUAAGAAACUAAUAGCAGGAGCCCCUGUCUCCCCUCAUACAGGAGAGCCUGUUAUUGUGAGGACUUUAGCUGGAGAGGGGAAAGGAGUAAGGACCCAACCUCCUUCGAUACGCCAAGUUCCUUCUCCUAACGAAGCCGAGGGUGAACCUCCUUCAUUUACUCCGCCCUCUUCUCGUAAAUCCCACGGGACGUCGGGAAGGAAGAAAAGAGAGUUGGUUUUUCACUGGUACAAGUCGCCAGAGGCCGCUCUGCCAUUGCCUAAAGUACCCAAGUUAUUGGACAGUGCAGUAUAAAAUGAAAAGGGAUUGUUUUCUGUUUGAAUUGUGCAAACAAAUAAUCUCCAAAUAGUUUCCUUGUUUAUUCCUUUCCUUCCAACAAUGCAAUCAACACACACACACACACACACACAGUCACGCACACACAUGAACUUUCACUCUCCACACAAUCAACUCUACAUCUGUCCUUUCUAUAUUGGACCACCAGUUACUAUAUACACAUAUGUACGUACACACGUACUGUCACUAAUUUUUCUCCUUUUGUAUGAAUAAUGACAUAUUUCUCUAUUUUGUAUAAAAUAAUGAAAUUAUAAA